AUUACGGAGCGGUGGCUACCGCAUGACCCAAAAUACAUGCAAGCAGUCAGAUAUUCUCAGGAACGUCAAUUCAUUCAUUUGGUUGAGGAAUUGGAGGGCUUAGUUGUUUGGUGUCUUUUUGAGUUAUCAAAGGCUAAUCUUGCCGGCACUGGUAGGCGCUUAUUUGACAUUCAGAUAAGUGAUGUACUCAUGGACUACCAUAGGCUACAAGAUAAGUACAAUAGACUCACACCCUUACAAAAUCCACCACAUCCCAUGCUCGACUAUACCAAAAUUGUCGGUUACAUAUCUCUCAGUGAAUUUUCGGCUCUGAAACACUCACGCCACGAUAUCCUCACAAAACCAUGGACUGUGUCUGCUAAUUGCGAGAUGGCCACAAGGUAUUUCAAAUUGGUGCAAUCACAUGAAGAGAUUGUACGGCUCAAUGUCAAGAUCAAAUGCUUACAUUGUUGGGUUGAGCACGAGGACAGGACCACAUUGGAAGCUAUUGAUUCACUCCUUGCUGAUGACCCAGAUUCUCCACUCAUAGCCGAGUUGAAGACAUUGUAUGCCAAGCACCACCGUGUCAACAACAACCAUCACAAGCAACUCCAACAAAUUUACACACUCGACAGAUACACAGGUGAUCGUCUUCCUACAGACCAGACAGUGACUGCAUCCAAUGGAGACAGAGAUGACAAGGGUAGCAUGAAUGGUCCUGAAGAUGAUGCUAUGAACAAGGAGGCCAUGAGACUUGAAGAUUUAGUG
Messenger RNA from Suillus subaureus, 747 nucleotides. RefSeq lists its product as uncharacterized. Lineage: Eukaryota; Fungi; Basidiomycota; Agaricomycetes; Boletales; Suillaceae. The transcript has 2 exons. The annotation marks the transcript as partial. The record is from RefSeq and is a predicted model, not a curated record.